This is a messenger RNA of Anthostomella pinea, 2430 nucleotides long. The record is from the annotation of a GenBank genome assembly. Lineage: Eukaryota; Fungi; Ascomycota; Sordariomycetes; Xylariales; Xylariaceae.
AUGGACGAGCCCAAUAUCGCCGUCGUCUCUCCCUCCUCCAUGCACGUAGAUUUGUCUCCGGCCUACCCUUGGGCUCGUACCACGUUGACGUCGAGUGACCCACCAUCGUCGAAGGCGAGAAAGCGACUUCGGGUCGCCUACUCGUCUUCCUCUUCUCCAACACCCGCUCUCCCCAGCGCUUUCCCGCGGGCCUCAAGAAUAGCCAAACCAAAGAGGACUAGUUUCAAGUCUCCAUUGGCCGGGGCAUCUCCGAAGAGGAUCCAACACGUUCCCACUGCCGCUGCCGCUGUUGCUGCAACUAUAGACGACUCCUCCGUCUGUGGGCAACAGUCUGGAUGGCACCCGUUCGUCCCCCUGGACUUGCCGAAUGCUAAUGAAGAGAUAGUCUCGCCGGAUACAAAUCUCGGACCGGGGAACCCCUUUACCCUCUUGUUCCCCUUCGUCCAGACCUAUGCACCGCCUUUGGGUGGGUGGCAUUGCAACACCUUCACCCAGCCGGAUAUGCAAAGUCUAGGGCUGCGGUCUUCGUGGCACCACCAGUCCGAGCCUUACCUCCACGCCCCAGAACAGUUAUAUCAACAGGAUCCGUGUCAGCACUACCCGGUAGACUAUCCCUUGGACAGUCCGACGGACUACCCGGAUAUUGCCAUCCCCUUCUACGAGAACGCUGCUGCUGCAUACUUUUAUGAUUCGGUGCCUCUGUCCCCUCUAGCCACGAUGGUCAGGCGCGUUCUCCCAGCUGAUGGUACGGUCGCCACCGAGGAAGGACAUCCGGCUCACCCGUGCUCGGUCGCGCAGGCGUAUGACCCAGAUGGCUCCCCUCAAGAAGACAGGUGCAUGGUGGACCGUGGGCAGUCCUUUGGGGACUCCAGCCCUGCCGAAUUGGAUGUGACACCACCAUCUUCCGAGUUCACCCCAAAUGGCAGCAUAUACCCAGACAUCUGUCCCACGCGCAGUCCACCGCAAACUUUCGAUGGACGACCCUGGGUGGACCUUUGCAGCACAUACCCAGACGUCUUUUCCACCCGCAGUCCACCGCAAACCAUCGAUGGAUUCUGGGUUGACGUCACCUCCGAGUCCGUCGCGGACCUCUCCCUGGACCACAGUCCCCCAUCAUCACCAGAAGACCCUGCGGUGCAUAAGCCCGAGAAAACCCAUCGCUCGCCUCUGGAAGGCUUGAAGCGCGAGCAGACGGGUCAGACUCGCAAGUGGAAAGCAUGCAUCCGCUGCCGAAUGCAGAAAAUUCGAUGUGAGCCGGAUCCCUCAAACCCAGAGACGGAGGACUGUCUCACCUGCCGCAAGGUGAGGCAGGAGUCCAAGAAGGUUAUCCACAAGGUUCCAUGUCUUAGAUGGAAACUUAUGGAGCUCGUCAUGUUUCGCACCGGUGGCCUUGGUCUGACAAGACGAUGGAGCGGAGUGAAGGUGAAAGACCUUGGGCCCAGAGAUUGGGUGAGUGGCGAGACCAAGACCAUCAGCAUGAGCCUGGGUCUUUGUCCCACUUCGUUCUCCGUAAAAGUCCAGGCAUUCCACCCCAAAGAAGGCGACGUCUGUACGCGGUCCUGGGUCAGCGAAAGGGGAGAGAAGAUGGAGACUUACAUCGAGCCAUUUGCUCUUGCCAAUACCAAGCGGACUGCCGACGAGUACCGCCGGUAUAUCUGGGAGAAUGCCGGCCACGCACUGCGGCAGUAUACCGAGAGAGGCGACGUCGACAUUUUGGUGCGGAUGACAUAUGCUGAUGCCUGCAACCAUGCCUCAAGACUCGACAGGAGGAAAGCCUCCGGUUUUCUGAACGUAUACUUUCAGCUGUGGUUUGCAACCAGGCACAACAUUGGAACCGCGCACAUCGAUGGCGAAGAAAGGCUGGGGAUACAGCCCGAUAAUCGUGAAGGAAAUCCUCACAGAGGCAAGAUAAUGCUGCCGCGAAUGAUCACGGCACAGUUCGACUCGCUCGGAUACGUGCAUAUGCUCGCGCCGCUACGGAAGCAAGUGCUGGACGACCUGUGGAAGAUGAUGGGAAAGGCAAAUGGACAGCACUUCUUCACCGUCUACUUGACGGUUUUUAUGAUGUUGCAUGAGAUCUCGGUGACAUCCCGAGAUAGAUACCGGCGCGCAAGGGAGAACAAGUUCAAGGAGCAGUAUUGCCUCCCACAUUUCGUGGAGCAGCUGCAAGAGGGAGCGAACAUCCUUCUCAUCCACUGGCACUAUUACAAGAGCGGUUUCAAUCCUCUCGACAUGGCACGGAAGCUCCCCAAGAAGGCCAUCUGGGGAGACAUGUGUUCGGAGGAACUACAGCUCCUCAUGGAGACAUGUCAAGCUUUCAAGGACCGAGCACGCCAGCCGUUGGAGACGAUGCAAUACGAUGACGAUCUUUACUUUGUCUCGCAGAUGUGGGAGGAGAACUGGCUGCCGAAGCGAACCUUUAUGGCGUGA